AUUCUGCUGUUUCUCCCGUAGAUUCUGGAGAGGAAGAACAAUGAGAUAGAAGACGUGAAGACUCUGUAUAGGACUAAGCAGACUGAGGCGAAGGAGACGGUCAGGAGGCUGGAGAAGAAAGUGCAGACCCUCCUGAGAGAGUCCCAGCUCAUCCGAGACACCAAGGACACCCAGAUCCAGGAGCUGAAGAAGCUGUGCGAGGAGAGCGCCGACACCCAGAGGAACGAGUGCGAGAAAAAGCUCCACAACGCGGUUGCAGACAUGGAGCAGGAGAAGCUGGAGCUCCAGAAGAGACACACAGAGAACAUCCAGGAGCUGCUGGACGACACCAACGCCCGACUCCAGAAGAUGGAGGCGGACUACAUGUCCCAGACCAAGGCCACCGCACAGACUAUGAAGGAGCUGGAGGCUCGUGUUCAGCAGCUGUCGGUGGAGGCUGAGAGUAGUAGUCAGCAGCAUCAGAAGCUGGUGCAGGAGAAGGCGGAGGUGGAGGCGUCUUACCAGGCGUCCCGCAGCGAGAUCCAGCACCUGAGUGCCCGACUGAUCACCAUCCAGAAGGAGCGAGACCACCUGAGCCAAGACUAUGACCGGCAGAUCCAACAACUGCACAGCAAGUAUGAGUCCGACGUGAACUACAUCACCCAGCAGAAUGCAUUGUCUGCAGCCAAGGCCUCCGCUGUCAUAGAGGAGCUGGAGCUAUCCCUGUCCCGGAGUCGUCAGCAAGUGCAGGAGCAGGAACAUCUACUGAAGCACGACAUGCGGGAACAAGAAAGCAAAUUUCAAAAGGAAAAGUUGCAUGCGGAACAUCAAUGGGAGAAAAAG
Hyla sarda is the source of this 822-nucleotide messenger RNA. Its product is annotated as centrosomal protein of 112 kDa-like. The record is from RefSeq and is a predicted model, not a curated record. The transcript is spliced from 7 exons. The annotation marks the transcript as partial. Lineage: Eukaryota; Metazoa; Chordata; Amphibia; Anura; Hylidae.